CGGCGCCUCACGCUGGGACAGACAGACACCGUUUCCCUGCUGGAAGAGGACAUAAAACUCUGCCGGGACUGUCUCACUGUCUCAGAUGAUGGCGUGACCCCGGAGCUGCUGAGUCGUGACCCCGGAGCUGCUGAGUCGUGACCCCGGAGCUGCUGAGUCGUGGUUGCCUCACCUGUCAGCGAUGGAGGACCUGUGGAGUUUGGCCGUGAGCGUGUUUCAGGUGUGGAUGUUUGUGGUGGUGUUCCUCAUCAUGCUGCCCGCCAUGUUCGGCCUCUCUCUGGGGGUCACCGGCGUCUACAUCCAGAUCCUGGUCCAGAUCCUGGAGUGGGCCACCGUACGGAUCCAGAGAGGACGGCAGCAGCAGCCCGCUGUCCCCGUGCCUCUGCCCAACGGUGAGUCCCUCUGCUUUAUGUUUACAAGCUGUCUGUCCAUCUGUACAUCUCAGUCUCGUUAUCUAUAUCUCAAGAACACUGAGAGGGACUUUCUUUAAA
This is a messenger RNA of Plectropomus leopardus (leopard coralgrouper), 491 nucleotides long. The record is from RefSeq and is a predicted model, not a curated record. NCBI's taxonomy places the organism in Eukaryota, Metazoa, Chordata, Actinopteri, Perciformes, Serranidae.